This is a messenger RNA of Venturia canescens, 1468 nucleotides long. RefSeq names its product ran-specific GTPase-activating protein-like. Lineage: Eukaryota; Metazoa; Arthropoda; Insecta; Hymenoptera; Ichneumonidae. Gene Ontology annotation, biological process: nucleocytoplasmic transport. Gene Ontology annotation, molecular function: GTPase activator activity. The coding region runs from base 144 to 908 and encodes 254 amino acids. Gene Ontology annotation, cellular component: nuclear pore; cytoplasm. The record is from RefSeq and is a predicted model, not a curated record. The transcript is spliced from 4 exons.
CUGUCGAGUAACGGAAAAUAGCAUCCGUUUAUACGCCAAUUUACAAAACUCGCCAUUAUAUAGCAAUAUAACUCAAUCAGAUCGGUGGUGGUCGAAUUACUUUUCCAUAAAACCAAAUUAUCCAAACUAAAUAAUUCUACGGAAUGCCAGAGAACGUGACGAAUGGAGACCAUGCUGCAGAAGUUCAGCCUGCUGGAGAGGGGCAUGAAAACGAUGAAGAAGUCACAGGCGAUGAUGUUUAUUUUGAUCCAAUAAUCACAUUACCCCUCAUUGAAGUUUCCAACAAUGAAGAGGAUGAAAUUGAAAUGAUCAAACUAAGAGCCAAAUUGUAUCGAUAUGACGCAUCAUGCAGUCCAGCCGAAUGGAAAGAACGUGGCACGGGAGAUGUCAAAUUGCUCAGGCAUAAAACUAAACACACGGUGCGAGUAGUAAUGCGCAGAGACAAAACUUUGAAAAUUUGUGCAAAUCAUUUUGUAACACCAUGGAUGGAACUCAAGCCGAACUGUGGCAGUGACCGUGCCUGGGUCUGGAGUGUUCUUGCUGAUUUUGCUGAUGAACAUCUCACUUCGGAACUACUCGCUAUUAGAUUCGCUACUGCGGAAAAUGCGCAACUUUGGAAAGAUGCUUUUGAGAAGGCGAAGAAAAUAGUUGGGACGGAGUGCGAGAUUUAUGCCGGUAAACCUAAUCCGGACGACAAAGACGUUGACAGCGAUAGUGACACUUGCAGUUACGUAACAUACAGCGACAGUAGCGACAACGAGGAUCCGGAAAAGUCAAGCAGAGACAGUGAAAAACAGAAAGUAAACGAUGGAGAAAAAGCCGAUGAUAAAAGUACCGAAGAAGUUACGGAAGUUUUAAAAAAAUUGGACGUCGGUGAAGAUUUGGAAAAUAAGGAAGAAACCAAGUAACGGAUAUUGCUAUUGAAGAGAGCUAUUUGCCAACUCUAUGUAUCCAAUAACGAAAAAAUUCGGCGCAAAAAUCGAGAAUACGAAUACAAACAUUCCAACGUUAAACAUGAGAGGACGUUGAGAAUACAUCAACAAAACUCACGAACAGUUGCUUUGUUAUUCUUUUUUUACAAGAAUAAUGUCGAAAACUACAAACUCGUCAGUGUGUUUUUUUUUCCUUACGAUUAAUUAAAUGUGCCGUCAAAAUAUUGCGUGCCUCUGUUACUAACAUAGCGAUUGCCUGGUUAUCUACGUAACAUUAUGUUGAAUUAUCCUUUGCCAAUCAUUUUUCCUUCUCCCAAAGUAUUAGCGUUUUAUAUAUCGGAAGUAAGAGAGUUUCAAUCUCACCAGCUCCAUCCACUCGAUUCACCUUUUAAUCACCAUCAAAUAUUUCCUACUCAAUAAUAGUUUUAUUAAUUUUAGCAAUUUAGAUCAUAAGUAUCAAUUCUCGACGAAAACACGAUUUAUGUUAAUCCCAGGAUCUAAUAAAUUACUCGAAAAUUUUUUUAUAAACUGUAAAA